CCUGAACCUUCCAGACAAGUUCGUUCAAUUCCAGUGGCUCCACGUGGCAACCAUCUCAUCUCCUUAUCAACCGCUCUGCAUCUCACCAUCACGUUCCCCUUCUCGUCUCCUCUUGGUCUCCGCCGCCAUGGCCACCGUCCUCUCCACCUCGAUCGCCCACCCUCCAUCCCCCGCUCACCUCCCAUUUCGCUCCUCUCUCCUCGCUGGCCAACCUCUCAGGCUCUACCUCCGCUCUCCCUCCGCCAGCACGGCUUCGAGGUCUCUGACCAUAGUUGCGGCAUCGAAGAAGGCCGUCGCCGUUCUUAAGGGCAACUCGGAUGUGGAGGGCGUCGUCACCCUCGUCCAGGAUGACGAUGGUCCUACGACUGUGAAGGUUCGUGUUACUGGUCUUACCCCAGGACUUCAUGGCUUCCACCUUCAUGAGUUUGGUGACACUACCAAUGGCUGCAUAUCAACAGGGGCACACUUCAACCCAAAUAAUUUGACACAUGGUGCUCCAGAGGAUAAAAUCCGUCAUGCGGGUGACCUGGGAAACAUAGUUGCCAACUCUGAUGGUGUGGCUGAGGCAACAAUUGUCGAUAAUCUGAUUCCACUAAGCGGCCCUAAUGCAGUCAUUGGGCGAGCACUUGUGGUUCAUGAACUUGAAGAUGAUCUUGGGAAAGGUGGUCAUGAACUUAGCCUUACAACUGGAAAUGCUGGAGGAAGGUUGGCCUGUGGUGUUGUUGGUAUAACACCACUUCAGUGAUCAACAGAUUUCUUCCUAACAACCUUUCAUGAGCUUUACUUUGUUUUGAAAUUAGAAGGCUAGUCUCGGCAUGUUGAGGUGGCCAUUUGCAUAUCUUUCUGUGUUGUUAUUUAACCAUCCUAGUAUGUCAUAGCUAUAUACCAUCUUUUUGAUGUGCAAGCCUGUACCAAAUUCUCGUGCAUAUUGAAUAAGGCAAUUAUUUUUCAUUA
Messenger RNA from Dioscorea cayenensis subsp. rotundata (Guinea yam), 954 nucleotides. RefSeq names its product superoxide dismutase [Cu-Zn], chloroplastic-like. The record is from RefSeq and is a predicted model, not a curated record. The transcript is spliced from 8 exons. Gene Ontology annotation, molecular function: superoxide dismutase activity; copper ion binding. NCBI's taxonomy places the organism in Eukaryota, Viridiplantae, Streptophyta, Magnoliopsida, Dioscoreales, Dioscoreaceae. Gene Ontology annotation, biological process: removal of superoxide radicals. Bases 128 to 745 code for a protein of 205 amino acids.